Messenger RNA from Sorex araneus (European shrew), 3293 nucleotides. RefSeq names its product solute carrier family 1 member 5 (gene SLC1A5). The coding region runs from base 566 to 2182 and encodes 538 amino acids. The transcript has 8 exons. NCBI's taxonomy places the organism in Eukaryota, Metazoa, Chordata, Mammalia, Eulipotyphla, Soricidae. Gene Ontology annotation, biological process: L-aspartate import across plasma membrane. Gene Ontology annotation, cellular component: plasma membrane. Gene Ontology annotation, molecular function: neutral L-amino acid transmembrane transporter activity; L-aspartate transmembrane transporter activity; symporter activity. The record is from RefSeq and is a predicted model, not a curated record.
CCCGAGCCCUACUGUCCCCGGAGGUCUUGGCCGCCGCCUUCCGCAGCCACGCGCCUGGAUUUGCCAGCUCGGGAGCCCGAGUCUCCUCUCUCAGGAGCUUCGUGACCGGGACCCUCGCUUCCAGCACUCCCCACCAGCCCUCGCUGACCAGGACCCCGGACCCGUGGGUUCCCGCCUCCAGGAUCCGGCCGUCCCGGAUCUUGCAGACCGUCGGCUGCGUGGACUCCCGCAGCCUUCCGGAGCGCAGAGCCCCGCUCAGCUUCCAGCCCGGACGACUUCCGAAUCUCCCCACUUCUUGGGCGCACCCGACCUCCCCUCCUCCCACCCUCCCACCCCGCCCCCAGCCCACUUGAUCGGAGCUGCCCCGCGCCCCAGCCUCGGCCUCUGGCGCGGACCGUCCUUCCAGCUCCCUGGGGCUAUAAAGUUCCAGUCCCCGCGCGCCCGCUGGCGGGACUGCACUCUCGGGACCCAGGGACGUCGCCGGGGUUAGGACACCCCGUGCGCUCGCAGCUUCCAGGCGCCAAGGAAGCCUCCCACCUCGGGUGCGCCUCCCUCUCCCCAAACCAUGGUGACUGAUCUCCCCAAGGUCGACCCCAAGAUAUGCACCGCGGCCGAGCCCGCCGCCAACGGGGUCUCGGCGCGGGUAACGGUGGAGCAGGAGGAGGAGGGCGGCGGGGCCGGCGCGGGUGCCCGUGUGCGCCGCUGCCUGCGCGCCAAUCUACUGGUGUUGCUGACCGUGGCGGCCGUGGUGGCGGGCGUGGUGCUGGGUUUGGUGGUGCUGGAGAGCCGCGGCGGCGCGGCGCUGGAUCCCGUAAGCCUGCAAGCCUUCGCCUUCCCCGGCGAGCUGCUGCUGCGCCUGCUGAAGAUGAUCAUCCUCCCGCUGGUGGUAUGCAGCCUGGUGGGCGGCGCCGCCAGCCUGGACCCCAGCGCGCUCGGCCGUCUGGGCGCCUGGGCACUGCUCUUCUUCCUGGUCACCACGCUGCUGGCCUCGGCGCUCGGCGUGGCCCUGGCUCUGGUGCUGCAGCCUGGCGCCGGCUACGCGGUCACCAAUACCUCGGUGGGCGCCCAGGGGUCCGAGCCCGAGGCCCCCAGCAAGGAAGUGGUCGAUUCGUUCCUGGAUCUUGUGAGAAAUAUCUUCCCUUCCAACCUGGUGUCUGCAGCCUUCCGCUCAUAUUCGACCUCCUAUGUGCCCCAAAACAUCAGUGGAACCUUGAUGAAGGUGCCCCAAGGGAAAGAGGUGGAAGGCAUGAAUAUCCUGGGCCUGGUGGUGUUCGCCAUCAUCUUUGGGGUGGCCCUGCGGAGAAUGGGGCCUGACGGGGAGCUGCUUAUCUGCUUCUUCAACUCCUUCAAUGAUGCCACCAUGGUGCUGGUUUCCUGGAUCAUGUGGUACGCGCCAUUGGGCAUCCUGUUCCUGGUGGCCAGCAAGAUCCUGGAGAGCGGGAACGUGAGGGAGCUGUUUGCCAGCCUGGGCAAAUACAUCCUGUGCUGCCUGCUGGGCCACGCCAUCCACGGGCUGCUUGUGCUGCCGCUCAUCUACUUCCUCUUCACUCGCAAAAACCCCUACCGCUUCCUCUGGGGCAUCGUCUCCGCGCUAGCCACCGCCUUUGGGACGUCUUCUAGCUCUGCCACGCUGCCGCUGAUGAUGAAGUGCGUGGAGGAGAGGAACGGCGUCUCCAGGCAUAUCAGUCGCUUCAUCCUGCCCAUCGGUGCCACAGUCAACAUGGACGGCGCUGCACUUUUCCAGUGCGUGGCCGCGGUCUUCAUCGCUCAGCUCAGCCAUCGUUCCCUGGACUUCGUGAGCAUCAUCACCAUCCUGGUCACCGCCACUGCAUCCAGCGUGGGCGCAGCAGGUAUCCCAGCGGGAGGGGUGCUGACCCUGGCCAUCAUCCUGGAGGCCGUCAACCUGCCCGUCCAUCACAUCUCCCUAAUCCUAGCUGUGGACUGGCUGGUGGACCGGUCCUGCACUGUCCUCAACGUGGAGGGCGACGCCUUUGGGGCGGGGCUCCUGCAGAGUUACGCAGAUGGGUCGGAAAAGCAGAGCUCCGUGCCGGAACUGCUCAACAUGAAGACAGAGCCGCUCUCGGUGCCGCCCCUCCGCCCCGAGGAGGGGAACCCCCUCCUCAGACACCGCCCCGGUCCUGCUGGGGAUGCAGCCACCUGCGAGAAGGAAUCGGUCAUGUAGAGCCCGGGUGGCCCCUCUGACAGAGCGCUAUGACCCGGCCGUUGGAGAGGGUUGGAGAAACCCAGGCCAUGUCCUUGCCACACACUCCAGGGAGCCGAGGCGCGCGAGCGCCCCCUGCUGCACAGCGGGGAGCCCACGGUCUGGCUGAUUGGGUGUAUGUGCUUUGUGUGUGUGUGUGUGUGUGUGUCUGUCUGUCUGUCUGUCUCUGUGUGUGUGUGUGUGUGCGCGCGCGCGCGCGCGCCCCCCCUGCUGCACAGCCCAUGGUCUAGCUGAUUGGGUGUAUAUGCUGUGUGUGUGUGUGUGUGUGUGUGUGUGUGUGCGCACACGCGCCCCCCCUGCUGCACAGCCCAUGGUCUGGCUCAUUGGGUGUAUAUGCUGUGUGUGUGUGUGUGUGUGUGAGUGUGUGUGUGUGCGUGCGCGCGCACACACACGCACGCAUUUGUCCCUGCACCCUGAUCUCUGCCCCCUCCCAGAUUUUAGAAACAGCCGUAAUGGAGCCUACCAGCCUCAGGGGCCAGGACACAUAAGGACUUAACGUUGGAGAGCAGGACAUGGCUCCUAUAUGGCUUCUUUUAGUGACUGUUGGUGCCUGUGUCUGCGUGUGUGCACAUGCAUGGGUGCAUAUGUGCAUGUGUAUGCAUGCGUGUGUGCACAUGUGUGUGCAUGCAUGUGCAUGUGUGUGUUCUGUUAUUCCAUAGUACAACUCAGCCUGCCCCCAGGCCCCUCUGUUGCCUCAGUAACAAUCACUCCUGGGGACCGGGGUAGCGUCCCUCCUGAAGACCACAGUUAGCAUCAAAGGAUCAAGCAUCGCUGAUGGGAUCUUACUCGGAAUUUGACGGAAAGCAACGAGGCCUGGUGGAAGCUCAAAGGGUCAGAGCACAUACCUGGCACACACAUGGCGCCAAAUUCUUUUCCUGUCACCACAUGCCCUCUUCCACUCCCCACCUGAAUCACACUGGGGUGGCCCUGGUUUCCCUCGACCGUCAUUGGGCCUGAACUUUGAACCUUCUGGCCCCGUUUGGCUGUGUAUUGCAAGAGUGGUUUCCAUCCCCCAAACUUGGUUUGAAAGCUCUCCCAACAAAUAGAGGAAUAAAUCUCAGGAUGAACUGGG